CCAGAGCCGCAGGGCCCAUCCUUAAUUCCAGCAGGAAGCCGAAAUCUUGRGAGUCACCUUCAGGGAGGAUUUGUAAUGUUUUGCUGUCAGGAUGAAGAGCAGGAUCCCUGUCAUCCUUCUGGCCUGUGGCUCCUUUAACCCCACCACCAACAUGCACAUGCGUUUAUUUGAGCUGGCCAGAGACCACCUGCACCAAACAGGAAGAUACCAGGUGAUUGAAGGCAUACUGUCUCCUGUCARUGAUAACUAUGGGAAGAAAGGCUUGGUUUCAGCAAGGCACCGGGUAGCGAUGGCUAAACUGGCACUGGAAACAUCUGACUGGAUCCGGGUGGAUCCCUGGGAGAGUGAGCAGGAGACAUGGACAGAGACAGUAAAAGUAUUAAGGCACCAUUAUAAUGAAUCGCUCCGAGUGUUCCAGUCCAAGAMGGAGUUCAUGAGAAACAAACAUCUCACAGAAAGGUCUGCGAGGGAUUCCCUUUCUUGCCAGGAGCCAGUUCUACCAGAAUUAAAGCUGCUCUGUGGGGCUGAUUUUCUACAGACAUUUAAGACACCCAAUCUCUGGAAGGAAGAAGACAUCAAAGAAAUAGUGGAAAAGUUUGGUUUGGUCUGUAUUAGCCGGGCUGGCUCUGAUCCAUCUCAGUAUAUCAAGGAAUCAGACCUUUUAACUAAAUACCAGCACAAUAUUUUUCUGGUGAAGGAGUGGAUUCAGAAUGAAAUCAGUGCAACGCAGAUACGCUCUGCCUUGUGCAGAGGAUUGAGUGUGAAAUAUCUCAUACCAGACUCUGUUAUUGCCUACAUUGCACACCACAAUAUCUACACAGAAGAGAGCGAGCGCAAGAACGAAGGGAACAUGCUUCAGCCUCUCAAGCUGCAUAACACACCAAUAAAACCUCUGAACGACUGAUUUUUGCAGUGUGUGACAUGUCAGAUCAGGAGUUUUUUUCAUGUAAAUUUCUUGAUAGUUAUUAAUGAAUGGAAAGUACRUCAGUCCAGAAUUGUGUGGUGUUUUAAAUCCAUGAAUCUGUAUGGUAGUGCUCAAUCAAAUUGGGAUGCUCAGCUGCAUAGGUUAAAAUAUGUAAAGRACAGCUUUCUUGUGAAAAUAAAAGAACAGAGAUCUUCACAAUAAAUGUUCUUCAGUAAUACUUAAGGGUCAAACAUAGUAGUUUGCUAACUUAUAAUUCUGUAAUCUCUACUCUUCUGAAACAGCAAAAUAUAACGAACGUCAACUUUAGAGAGAGAAAAAGAGAGUGAUUUUUGAUUAGGGGUAAAUUUUGACUUCAUAAGACCCUGAAUAUUUUUUUUAUUUUUGGCAGUUUGGCCAAGAGAUGGAAAUUAAUCUUGUUUCAUGCAAGCACUUGAAAAUGCAUGUUCUACUUCUGCCACUUCUCAGCCUGUGAGUUCUGAAAUGACACAGUCCUCAUUCCCCCAUUUGAAGUGGGUUUCUUUGCUUCUCUGAUCCAGAGUCUUCUAUGACAGCAAGUUAUUGCCAAGGCCCCAGAGUAAAUAUAUCCAAUAGGGACUUCAGCUGUACCRUAAGAGGCUCAGGAUUCAGGCUGUAAUGUUAGCUAGAACAAUCUGUUGUCUUCUGUGCUGGUUGCCUGUUAYGCUGACUCAGUGUAUCUCAUUUCUGACAGAAGACAUUUUCAAAGAUAGAACUCUAUAAAGUGCUGUUUCUGUGUUUCAAAGUUGCUUAAAUGAGCUGCAAGCAUUCAUUCGGUUGUGAUGUAGCAAUUGUACAAUACACAAAGCUCCUCAGUCCUUCUUAAUACAAGUUUCACCUAACUGC
Molecule: messenger RNA, 1786 nt
Organism: Malurus melanocephalus (red-backed fairy wren)
Lineage: Eukaryota; Metazoa; Chordata; Aves; Passeriformes; Maluridae
Gene: NMNAT3
Product: nicotinamide nucleotide adenylyltransferase 3
Exons: 5
Coding region: 92-904 (270 amino acids)
Biological process (GO): NAD+ biosynthetic process
Cellular component (GO): mitochondrion
Molecular function (GO): nicotinate-nucleotide adenylyltransferase activity; nicotinamide-nucleotide adenylyltransferase activity
Source: RefSeq, a predicted model, not a curated record